Messenger RNA from Oreochromis niloticus (Nile tilapia), 1828 nucleotides. RefSeq lists its product as uncharacterized. Bases 697 to 1632 code for a protein of 311 amino acids. The transcript is spliced from 2 exons. Gene Ontology annotation, molecular function: nucleic acid binding. NCBI's taxonomy places the organism in Eukaryota, Metazoa, Chordata, Actinopteri, Cichliformes, Cichlidae. The record is from RefSeq and is a predicted model, not a curated record.
AAACAAAAUACCGUUCCAUUUUUAACCCCUGACAUGGCACACAUCAUCUCUUUUUAUGUGGCAUCCCCUGGUGAUUACAGUUUUUUUCAGUCGCUAACAAGCGUUUGUCCAAACAGUUGUCACAUUUGCAAAACUCUAAACACAAUUAGCACAGCAUCGGUCUGUUGUGGCCAUACCAUUCACACAUUUCAUGUCGUGUUCACCCAAUAUGCAGUCAGUGAACACAUUUCCACAAUGCUUACAUUUUCUUAACAGACAAGCUAUACCUCCCAACAAAAUUAUGGACUGUUUUUGUAGUAUUUACGAAUGUUAACACACAACAUCCCACAAUAGCAAAAACAAUAUUCCAAACCUUAGAUACAGUAUAAAAACCUCUGCUUCUGCAAUGAUAUCAGUACAAAAACAAUAUCAAUAUCAAAAAUAUAUCUCAGCUGAUAAUAAACAAACAAUUGAAUAAUUGACACACAGCUGAUUUAUGUUGGGUAAAUUGGGCCAACCACAGCUUAUUUCAUUCUGGCUUAGACUCAGUGGGGUUUAUAAGGCAAGACCUUGAGGAGUGAUGUUUUUGGAAACAAAAAAAAGACAAACACUGUAAUGUCUGGUCGAGCAUUUUACAUGGAUUGUUUCUAUUCUCACUUGACAUGUCAAUAUGGUCAUACAGUAAUGCAUAUGUUGAAUUUUUUGUCUUUCUAAAGAAUGCAACGUCUUCCACCCUCUGGGGGAAGAGGAAAGCUCCUCAGUAAUGAUCAGGAGCUUGCCAUUGUAGAAAUGGUUGCUGCAAAUAAUGCAAUAAAACUGCGUGAAAUUCAAACUAGAAUUGUGGCGGACCAUGAGAUAUUUGACAAUAUCGAUAGAAUCAGCCUCACAACCAUUACGCGGACAUUGUCCAAACACAGAGUGCGGAUGAAGCAGCUCUACACUGUUCCCUUUGAGAGGAACAGUGAGAGGGUCAAGGAGCUACGACGACAAUAUGUCCAGAGAGUUAUGGAAUUGGAGGCCAACCAGGCCCCUCAUGAAUUCAUAUACAUCGAUGAGGCAGGAUUCAAUCUGGCCAAAAGGCGUCGACGUGGACGAAAUGUAAUUGGAAAAAGGGCCACAGUUGAUGUGCCAGGACAGAGAGGGGCAAACAUUACCAUGUGUGCAGCAAUUGCAAAUGCAGGAUUACUCCUUCACAGAUGUCAGGUUGGACCCUAUAAUACAGAGCGCUUGCUUGCCUUUCUCAAUGAUCUCCACCAGCGCCUGGUUCCAGAGCAGGGUCAGGAGGGUGAAAACAUGAGGACCUUUGUAAUUACCUGGGACAAUGUGGCUUUCCAUCACUCGCAAGCAAUAACAACAUGGUUUGAAGUCCACCCAAGACUGGUAAGUCUCUUCCUUCCACCCUAUUCACCUUUCCUCAACCCCAUAGAGGAGUUCUUUUCUGCAUGGAGGUGGAAGGUUUAUGACCAUCAGCCACAUGACCAGAUGUCCCUCCUUGAAGCCAUGGAUGCUGGCUCCAGGGACAUCACAGUUGACGAUUGCCAAGGGUGGAUCCGACAUACCAGGCGGUUUUAUCCCAGGUGCAUCGACUUGGAUAACAUCAGAUGUGAUGUUGAUGAAAACAUGUGGCCUAACCCUGAAGAUCGCAGAGAUUAGAUGCAAAUUUUUUGCCUUUUUUUAGUCCCCCUCCCCCUCCCCCCCUUUUUAUCUUGGCUUUUUGCUGUUGUUUUUUUGUUCAGAAUGCUCUUGUGUGUUUCAUGGAUAUUUUGUUCACUGUAAGCAAUACUGUAAAACUUUCUCUGUCCUAUCAUACCGUGUUUCUACUGUACCUCCUGUAGUAAACAGUAAAGAA